AUGGCUGAACUCAUCGGGCCAAUCCUUGAUGUUAUUAAGUUCAUCGGUCGUAAAGCUAGCAAAUAUCUAAAAUUCCAAAGGAAAUUCACGGAAUACGUUGAUGAUUUCAAUCAAGCACAAGAGGAUUUGCGUGCCAAGGAGGCAGAUUUUCGACAGCAGUUGAAAGACGAGCAUCACUUUGGGAAAAUGCCAAAGCAAGAAGUUGAAAGAUGGUUUGAGAAAGUAGAGCAAAAGCUUGGUCAUGCUCAACAUGUUGAAGAUAAAAUCAGUAAAGGAAAAUAUCUCUUCCGCUCAUGCUUUGGGAAGCUUGUUGAUGAGGCGACUCAGGCAAUGAAGGAAGUGCGUGCUGAAGGAAAUUUCUCCGGGGGCUUGGUUGUUAAUGAUCCUUCUACCAUAGCGGUUAAUCUACCUACACCGGAAGUAGUAGGUGCGAUCGAUGUUAGAGAAGAAAUUUAUCAGUACUUGAUGGGAGAUGCAGUUGGAUUGAUUGGUGUGUGGGGGAUGGGCGGAAUCGGGAAAACAACCAUUAUGAAGGAUGUCCAUAAUAGGUUGUUGAAAGAGAGUAAAUUUAGAAAAUUGAUUUGGGUAACUGUAUCUCAAGACUUCGAUAUUCGAAGGCUACAAAAUAACAUCGCUUCUCAAUUGGAGAGAAACUUGUCAGAUGAUGAAGAUACAAUCGUCCGUGCAGGGAAGUUAUCAGAAAUGUUGAAAGGACAAAUGAGGUAUGUGCUAAUAUUGGAUGAUGUAUGGAGAAGCCUUUCCCUUGAGGAUUUUGGAAUCCUUGAGCCUGCAACAAAUAAUGGAUGCAAAUUAGUGUUGACCACACGUUCAGAAAGGGUUGUUGAAUCAAUGGGACUUAAGAAAGUUAAAGUUCCUUGUUUUUCUAUGGAGGAAGCCAUGAACUUAUUCUUAAGCAAAGUUGGACAAGACAUGUUGCCCAAUCCAACUUUAGAAUCAUUAAUGAAACUUGCUGUGAGGGAAUGUGAUGGACUUCCUCUAGCAGUUGUCACACUGGCUGGUUGUAUGAGGGGAAAAUCCGAUCCUCGUAUGUGGGAAAAUGCUAUAGAUGAAUUACGAGGGUACAUCAGAAACAUCCACGAUAUGGAAGAUAGGGUGUAUGGAUGUUUAAAAUUCAGCUAUGAUCGUCUGCAACGAAUACACCAAGAUUGUCUUCUGUAUUGUGCAUUAUAUCCUGAAGAUCAUGAAAUCUAUAAAGAUGAGAUAACUGAAAAAUGGAUGGAAGAAGGGCUUAUAGAUGAAAUGGGAAGUAGAAAAGCAAUGGAGGGUAGCAGUCAUUCCAUUUUGCAAGAGCUUGAAGAAAAUUGUUUGCUAGAAAGGGUUCAGGAUAGGCCAUGUAUAAAAAUGCAUGAUCUUGUUAGAGAUAUGGCAUUGCAUAUCACAAGGAAAAGAUUUCUGGUAAAAGCUGGUAUGCAGUUGGAAGAGCUACCAAACGAGGAAGACUGGGGUGAAGAUUUGGAGAAGGUUUCUUUGAUGCACAAUUGCAUCUCAACAAUUCCUCAAAUGAUGAAGAGUCCGAAAUUUCCAAAACUCACAACGUUGCUGCUCUCGUGGAAUGCAUUGAAAGAAAUUCCAGAAUCUUUCUUUGAGCACUUUCCUAACCUUAAGAUUCUUGAUCUUUCUGAUACUCGUUUAGAGAGUUUGCCUAAUUCUAUUUCCUUUUUGGAGAAACUCACAGUACUGUUGCUUAGAGGAUGUUUGUGUUUAAAGAGGUUGCCUUGUCUAUCGAAACUUCAAGCUUUGAAGAAAUUGGAUCUUGGAAGCAGUGGAAUCCGGGAAAUCCCUCAAGGUUUGGAAAUGUUGGUAAAUCUUAGAUAUCUCAAUCUUAAAUAUACCUCUCAUCUAGCAUGGAUUCCUACUGGAACACUCUCAAAACUAUGCCGGCUUCAGUAUUUGGCAAUUCAUUUAAAAUUAAGCGCAAAAGAGUUGAGGGAAUUGAACAAGUUGGAGGUUUUUGAGGGCUGGUUCCAUAACGUGGGUGACUUGAACACGUUUGCAAGUAAGAGAAAAACGCUUUAUAAAUUCUCCAUUUUGGUAUGUUAUCAAAUGACCUCAUUUCGUCCCUCGACUUCUAGUAAUUUGGUUACAUUUGUACGGGUUACACUUGAUGUUGGAGAUGAAAUUAUACUUCCAUACGGUAUCGAGAAAUUAAGUCUAUUGGGAUGUGGGGGUGUGAGAAGUAUAAACGAUUUUGGAUUGAGGGAUGCAACUGACUUGAAAGUAUGUGAACUUCGUGUUUGUAGGGAGUUGGAAUCUGUAAUUUCAUCCCAGUGUGAGCAGCUUCAAACACUCGAGUCUCUGUAUCUAAGUGACUUGGAGAAUUUGAAAGUCAUAGUUGAAGUUGGAGCUGGUGAAUCAUCAGUCGGCAUAUUUUCCUCCCUUAGAAGGACCUGUCUAUCGCGUUGUGGUAAAAUUAAGAAAUUGUUUUCAGCUGAUUGGGUUCUAAGCAACCUGGAAGAGAUAGAUGUUGAUGAUUGUAGUGAAUUGGAAGAAAUAAUAACAGAAUCCGAGAAAAAAAGAUUGGGUUCCAAUAAGGAUACCAUCAAAUUCCCUUUCCCCAAACUGAGGUUUUUAUUAUUGAAUAGUCUAGUACAAUUGCAGCGCAUUUGUAGUGAAAAUGGAGUAAUGGUUUGUGAUUCUCUCCAACACAUUUCAAUAAGUGAUUGUCCAAAGCUAAAGCGGAUUCCUCUAUGUCUUCCACAGCUUGAGAUUGAUGAUGAAGGAAAACUAUCUCCUUCUAAUUCUCUCCAGAGAAUCCAAGUGCAUCCAAUAGAUUGGUGGGAAGCAGUGGAGUGGGAGCACCCUAAUUUCAAUAUUAAGAAAGUUGUUCGACCCUUGGUGAGGUUUCGGAAGGAUAUCAUUGAGGAAUGGAGGUCUGUUUAAAACCACAACCGUGUAAGUGAAUCUUUCAUCAUAGAUUUGCAGAUCUUUUUCUCUAAGUGUUUAUAUAACACACUAAUACUUGUCUUGGUCUAUUGUUUUGGUAGAUACAAUUGAAGAAGAAGACGAAGGUUGUGAUGUUCUUUGCUUUUCAAUUCUAGAGGUUUUAAUUUUUAAAAUUAGCUGCAACUCAAGAUUCUUGAUUAAAUAUUUACUUUUUCUGCUGCAAAAUUAUUGCUUCAUGACUUCAACUAUCUUGUAUUUGCAUCUUGUACUCUU
This is a messenger RNA of Gossypium raimondii (Peruvian cotton), 3177 nucleotides long. Its product is annotated as probable disease resistance protein At4g27220. Bases 1 to 2901 code for a protein of 966 amino acids. NCBI's taxonomy places the organism in Eukaryota, Viridiplantae, Streptophyta, Magnoliopsida, Malvales, Malvaceae. The transcript has a single exon. Gene Ontology annotation, molecular function: ADP binding; protein binding. The record is from RefSeq and is a predicted model, not a curated record.